Stereum hirsutum FP-91666 SS1 is the source of this 1029-nucleotide messenger RNA. Its product is annotated as CIA30-domain-containing protein. Lineage: Eukaryota; Fungi; Basidiomycota; Agaricomycetes; Russulales; Stereaceae. The coding region runs from base 235 to 951 and encodes 238 amino acids. The record is from RefSeq and is a predicted model, not a curated record. The transcript has 4 exons. Gene Ontology annotation, biological process: NADH dehydrogenase complex assembly.
GCAAUGCAUCGAAAUUUCUGACAACUUUUCCUGGUAUUUCUCAAAGUCUGAUCCAUCAUGAAACUGGCUGCUUCUCGCGGCAUACUCGUACGCUCCUUUGCGGGACUGGGCGCAAGGCAGUCGCGUGGCUGGUGACGCCACACCCGAUCCUGCUUUGAAGGUGCUCCACCCAUCAACUAUGCCAAGUCCAGACGCUUUCUCUCUCUUCUUUAAUUUCUUUGAAGCGGUGUGUAGAUGCAUGUUUAUACAAACCAAAAGGCCCUUUUCGGAGGCAACCAACCAUGGGUCGUUCAAGAAUGGACCGCUAGCGACGACCGUGUGCGAGGCGGCAAAUCUCAGUCAUACCUCUCCGCAGGGGGCCUAGCGCGUACCGCAGUUUUCCACGGGAACCUUGACAUUACAGCGCUGGGAGGUGCAGGUUUCGCUAGUCAACGAACUGCAACGAAUACAGAAAUUUGGAAUCUGGCGGAAUUCGACGGUCUAUUACUCGAUGUUGAAAACGCUGAUGACUUGCGUUAUACCCUCACCUUGAAGGACACAUUACUCCCCCCGGACCCCGACACGGGUAGGGAACAGUCGACCAUCUCCUAUGAAUACGACUUCAGCGUAGAUGGACAGAUUGACUCUUCAAAACGACUAUAUAUCCCGUGGUCUGCAUUCAGAGCUACGUAUCGAGGUCGCGACAUGCCAGACGCACCAUCUGUGAAUCUCAAGUCCAUCAGACGCUUCAGCUUCAUGGUCCGUAGUUUCUUUGGAGAUCAGCAGGGCAAUUUUUCGCUUUCCAUUCGAUCCCUCUCAGUGACGAAGGCACUUCAACUGGAAGAAGAUAUGGUAUUUUCUGUGGAUGAAAAGGAAGAAGGGUCAUACGAGAGUAAUGAAGGCAGAGCCCAUCUGAGUGUAGCACGGGCUGGGUGGCUCAACGAACUUUGGAGACAAUGCACAAUUCAGUGAAGUUUUUCUUUCUUCGUAUUAUAUGCAGUCAUGGUCUCUUCCUCCAAAAACAAAACACGUCACGUAUGGAAGAAUCGC